ACAGAAUCGUUUCACCAAGACAAUUGGCACUUUAAGUAAAUUCGAGAGCAAAUUUUCCGGUCGUGCAUCCAAAUGUGUCUGAUGUCGCACGAUUGUGUGCAUCCAGAUAAUUAAAAUAAUCAUUUUACGGUAGAAAUCCCUUCAGAAUUGCACUUUCGAACUGCACAGAACGAGCAGAGAAACUUCAGUUCUUGUGCGAGAAUGACAGGAAAAGCCUCGUCCGAUUUUGGUUUGUACAAAGAGGAAAAUGACAAACGUAAAAGUGGUGUUAUUAAGAUUUUCCUUAUUAUUGGUGUUGUAGUGUUCAUUGUAUUUCUGAGUCUUUAUGCAAUAGUGAGGUUGAUAAACAGUUCAGAAAAUACAAAAGCUGAGGAAAUAGUGGCGGAAAAAUUAUACUACGCUGAAUCGAAAAAACGCGAAUCAAUAGAAGAUCCAUCCCCGUUCCGACCUAAACUAAUCGGUCCUCCACCUCAUCAUUUCACCACUACAACAGAAAAAGUUACUACAUUAAACUACCCCCAGUUAACGAACUACCGAAACAAAUACUAUCCGAAAAACAUCCAAGACAUCAUAGGUUACGUGAACCGUCCGAGAAGAACGAGGAAACAUAAGAUCAAAGAGCCGAGUCAAAGUCAAAGUCAGACCAGUUACAACCUGACGAUGUUGGGUAGCGCCUUUUCGACCGGCGAUCCAUUUUAUUCGUACAAACCACAGGACCCGAGCGACAUUAAUUUACUCGCCACCGCCAGUUUUCGAUUCGCACCGCCCGUUUGGAGUGCAAGGCCCAAAUUGUUGAAACAACCCCAGCCCAGUUUGGCGGAGAAGUCCAACUCCAACAUACACGAGACCUACGAUCCAACCAAACCCGUGUCUAUUGUAUUAAAUAUUUAUCCGAUGAACAACGAAGUUUUUGAAGUUUUGAACAGGAUCGGUUACAAAAAUGGGAUGAAAUUAACUGGGGGUGAUCCGAGGAAUGGAGGAAUGAUGAAUUUGCAAAUGAAUCUUUAUCCCAAUUCUGUGGAUAAUGAAAAAAACAAUUAUUGAAGGAAUUUAUAAAGUUUUUUUGUUAAAUAAUAAAUGUGUGGAAUAUUAUUUUAAUUUAAAUAAAUGUUGUUGACAAAGUUUUGAUAUUUUCUUUUUAAAAAUGUAUUUACGAAUA
Molecule: messenger RNA, 1159 nt
Organism: Aethina tumida (small hive beetle)
Lineage: Eukaryota; Metazoa; Arthropoda; Insecta; Coleoptera; Nitidulidae
Exons: 2
Coding region: 202-1044 (280 amino acids)
Source: RefSeq, a predicted model, not a curated record